Molecule: messenger RNA, 2747 nt
Organism: Nycticebus coucang (slow loris)
Lineage: Eukaryota; Metazoa; Chordata; Mammalia; Primates; Lorisidae
Gene: FPGS
Product: folylpolyglutamate synthase
Exons: 15
Coding region: 482-2269 (595 amino acids)
Biological process (GO): tetrahydrofolylpolyglutamate biosynthetic process
Cellular component (GO): cytosol; cytoplasm; mitochondrion
Molecular function (GO): ATP binding; tetrahydrofolylpolyglutamate synthase activity
Source: RefSeq, a predicted model, not a curated record
UUUGAACCCGCCACCCUCGGUAUAUGGGGCCGGCGCCCUGCUCACUGAGCCACAGGCACCGCCCGAGUUUUUCUAUUUUUAGUAGAGAUGGGGUCUCGCUCUUGCUCAGGCUGGUCUUGAACUCUUGAGCUCAAGGAACCCACCUGCCCCAGCCUCCCCAAGUGCUAGAAUUAUAGGUUGAGCCACAGCACCCAGCCAGAGACUAGCUAUUUUGGGAUGUGCGGACAGAUCCUUGUGAGGAUAAGAGUAGGUGUCCAAGAGAGAGGACUGCCCCGGGAGCUUGCCCCUCACAAACGUGGGCCCCCUGGAGCCCCUCACAAGGAUGGCGCCGGCGGAAGGCGUGGUAUUCUUAUUGGUGCAGGAGAGAGCUUUGGGUGACGCUGAUUGGCGUAGAGUGGGGGGCGCGCCGGAGAGGGGCGGGGCGCGUCGGGGCGGAGUAUCUCCCGCGCUGGCCUAGCGCGCUGCUUUCCGCGACCGGACUAUGUCGCAGGCGGGGAGCCACCUGCGUGCGGCUCUGUCCCUGGCAGCAGUUUCUGCGCGCGGUGCAAAGACCCGUGGCGCAGUGAGCCGGCGGUUGAGCGCGUGGCCGGUGCCGCAGGAGCCUAGUAUGGAGUAUCAGGAUGCUGUGCGCAUGCUCAAUACCCUGCAGACCAAUGCUGGCUACCUGGAGCAGGUGAAGCGCCAACGGGGAGACCCCCAGACACAGCUUGAAGCCAUGGAGCUGUACCUGGCACGGAGUGGGUUGCAGGUGGAGGACUUGGACCAGCUGAACAUCAUCCAUGUCACUGGGACCAAGGGGAAGGGUUCCACCUGUGCCUUCACUGAAUGCAUCCUCCGAAGCUAUGGCCUGAAGACGGGAUUCUUUAGCUCUCCCCACCUGGUGCAGGUGCGUGAGCGGAUCCGCAUCAACGGGCAGCCCAUCAGUCCUGAGCUCUUCACCAAGUACUUCUGGCGUCUCUACCACCAGCUGGAGGAGACCAAGGUGCCCCGUGCGGGAGGGCUGCAGGACAGCAGCCGUGUCUCCAUGCCUCCCUACUUCCGCUUCCUCACGCUCAUGGCCUUCCACAUCUUCCUCCAAGAAAAGGUAGACCUGGCAGUGGUGGAGGUGGGCAUCGGUGGGGCUUAUGACUGCACCAACAUCAUCAGGAAGCCUGUGGUGUGUGGAGUCUCCUCUCUUGGCAUCGACCACACCAGCCUUCUGGGGGACACAAUGGAGAAGAUUGCAUGGCAGAAAGGGGGGAUCUUUAAGCAAGGUGUCCCUGCUUUUACUGUACUCCAGCCCGAAGGUCCCCUGGCAGUGCUGAGGGAUCGAGCCCAGCAGAUCUCAUGUCCUCUCUACCUGUGCCCACCACUGGAAGCCCUGGAGGAAGGGGGGCCACUGCUGACGCUGGGCCUGGAGGGAGAGCACCAGCGGACCAAUGCUGCCUUGGCCUUGCAGCUGGCCCACUGUUGGCUGCAGCAGCAGGACCGCCAGUGUGCUGGGGAUCUGAAGGUGUCCAGGCCCAGCCUCCUGAGGCAGCUGCCCUUGGCACCGACAUUCCAGCUCACAUCCCACAUGCGGCUCGGGCUUCGGAACACGGAGUGGCUGGGCCGGACGCAGGUGCUGCGGCGCGGGCCAGUCACCUGGUACCUGGACGGCGCGCACACCUCCAGCAGCAUUCAGGCCUGUGUGCGCUGGUUCCGCCAGGCGCUGCAGGGCGGCGAGAGGCAGAGCUGUGGGCCGGAAGUGCGUGUCUUGCUUUUCAACUCCACCGGGGACCGGGACUCCGCAGCCCUGCUGAAGCUGCUGCAGCCCUGCCAGUUUGACUAUGCUGUCUUCUGCCCCAACCUGACAGAGGUAUCAUCCACAGGCAGUGCAGACCAGCAGAACUUCACAGUGACACUGGACCAGGUGAUACUUCGCUGCCUAGAACACCAGCAACACUGGAACCACCUGGAUGAGGAGCAGGCCAGCCCAGACCUCUGGAGCACCCCAGCCUUGGAGCCUGGUGGGCCUGCACCUCUGCUGCUGGCGCCUCACCCACCCCACAGCUGCAGCACCAGCUCUCUUGUCUUCAGCUGCAUCUCCCACGCCUUGCAGUGGAUCAGCCAAGGCCGGGACCCUGUCUUUCAGCACCCCAACCCCCCAAGGGGCCUCCUUGCCCACCCUGUGGCAGGUAGUGGGGCCAGUGUACUCCGUGAAGCUGCUGCCAUCCAUGUGCUGGUCACAGGCAGCCUGCACCUGGUGGGUGGUGUCCUGAAGCUGCUGGAACCCUCCCUGUCCCAGUAGCCAAGGCUGAGGGGUUGGAGGUGGGAGCCUCCUGCACCUGCCCUGCGUGCUCUCCAUGAACUCACAUCCUAGGUGCCUUUUGUUUUCUGCUUUACUGACUCUGUCUUGACUGGCCCAGGGUCCCAGGCUCUGGGUGGCAGAAUAGAGGGCUGGGAGAGGAUUUCCUCUGUCUUUGAGGCUCUGUGCCUUGGCUUCUCCCUCCUGGCUGAGACAGCCAAGAGAUUCCCAGGUCUCUCAAUCUAGAGUAGGCCUGACCACUGGCCUGUGGCCGAAACCCUGCCUGCCUCCUGGCUCAGGCCCAGGUUGCCGUGUGAGCCACCUGGCCAGGCCCUGGGUCCUGCUGGGUGCUGGGCAAUAGAUUCCUCCUCCCACUGCCUUCUGAGAAAGGUGAGGGCCCUUGCCAGGGGCCACCUAGGGACAGAGGGUGGCUGGAAUAGAUUAAAACUGUUAAUUUUUUUAAAGAAAUGGCAAAACCUUU